GGCAGCAUACCUACACAACAUAGCCCAAAUUAACCUCCCAGCCCACGCCCCACAAUGGGUAGCAAUAGAAUCCCACUGGCCACCCCAACACGACCUCCAAGCAGUAUUAUGGCUACAUAAAUGCCCAAGACACAUACGAGAGGCUCUAUUACCUAGCACACAGAACCUGUUAAGAGUAUGGAGCACAACGAGGAACAAGCUGGUGUCUAACCCUCAGCUACCUAUGGCCACGCCAAUACAAACAAUAGGCAUAGAGAUCCCCACAUUCAACUGGGACACCUGGAGGAGAGGGGGAAUUCACCACAUAUACCAAGUCAUUGACAGGGGUAAACUGAAAACACUACCAGCCAUCCAGACAGAGUAUGCAUUACCCACCAAGACCACAUUCUCUUACCUACAGCUCAAAUCAUAUGUGUCAGACAAAUUAAAAAAACUGUCAGGAAUAGACAACAAGAAAACCAUGACGACCUUUGAACGACAAUGUGUAGGAACUGCGCCACUCAAGAAGGCAAUGUCCUGGGGGUACCAGAAGCUAGUCUCAACACAAACACACACACUAGAGCAGAUCAAAAAAGAUUGGUACAGGGAAAUAG
Messenger RNA from Pelobates cultripes (western spadefoot toad), 593 nucleotides. The record is from the annotation of a GenBank genome assembly. Lineage: Eukaryota; Metazoa; Chordata; Amphibia; Anura; Pelobatidae.